Messenger RNA from Photinus pyralis (common eastern firefly), 1081 nucleotides. RefSeq lists its product as uncharacterized. Gene Ontology annotation, molecular function: DNA binding. The transcript is spliced from 2 exons. Gene Ontology annotation, biological process: DNA recombination; DNA integration. The record is from RefSeq and is a predicted model, not a curated record. The coding region runs from base 95 to 895 and encodes 266 amino acids. Lineage: Eukaryota; Metazoa; Arthropoda; Insecta; Coleoptera; Lampyridae.
UAACAUUCAUUCUUUCUCCGAGAAUGUUAUUUUAACUUACUUAUCUGAGUUAUCAAAAAACUUUAAAUCUUCAACACUUUGGAGUAGUUAUUCGAUGUUGAAGAGUACUCUCAGUGUCAAGCAAAACAUAAAUAUUGGUGAAUAUCCUAAAGUACGCGCCUAUUUAAAAAGAAAAAAUGAAGGAUACAGUCCAAAAAAGUCAAGAGUUUUGGAAAAAGAACAAAUUUUGAAGUUUAUAAAGGAGGCACCUGAUGAAACAUUUUUACUGGCUAAAGUCAUUUUAGUAUUUGGAUUGGCUGGUGCUCUCAGAAGAGAUGAAAUUUACAAACUAAAGACAACCGACAUCCAAGAUAUGGGAAAUAUCCUUAUAGUGCAUGUCCAUGACACCAAGAACAAGAUUUCAAGGAAAUUCACCGUAACUGAACACUUGGAAUUAUAUAAAAAAUAUGCGUCACUUCGUCCACAAAACUAUCCCGAAACCAAGUUCUUUAUUAAUUUUCAAAGGGGAAAAUGCACUCGUCAGGUGAUUGGCAUAAAUAAAAUUGGCAAAGUACCUUGCGAAAUUGCGAAAUAUUUAAAAUUGCCCAAUUCUGAAGAGUACACCGGUCACUCUUUCAGAAGGUCUUCUGCUACAUUACUAGUAGAAGCCGGCGGAGAUUUACUUACUCUAAAAAAGCAUGGAGGAUGGAAAUCUUCGACCGUCGCAGAAAGUUACGUAGAAAAUUCACUCAACAAGAAAAUUGAAGUUUCCAAUAAAAUAUUGGCAGUCCAAAAUAACACUGCUGCUAAAAGCACUGUAAUGGAAAAACCAUUAAGCGAUUCAGCGAAGGUAGAAAUUAGCAACCCGACAAAUUGUACCAUUACUAUUAAUAAUUAUUAUAACAAAGAAAAUUAACCAAUGUUUAAUUUGUCUGUGAUGUUAGUUCAAUAAAAAGUUACUCUGUUAUAUGUAUGGUCGUAGAAAAAGUAUAGUGUGUAACACGUGCGUGAAGGAUUUUGUACACUCUCGUGGUUUGCAGCACUCGCUACGCUCGUGCUGCAAACUCCACGCUCGUGUACAAAAUCUCACUUCACGCACUUA